AUGGCUGCCGGCGCUGCAGAAGCCCUCCGAUCCCGCAAGGAGCCUGGUGAAUGGAGAGGAAAUAAGGGCAAGCAUGUAUUGACUACAGCUGUCACCAACGGGUUAAUUAAUAAGGACCCCAAGAAGCCCCAGACGCACCAUGUCAUUGACACAACCCUUUCGGGGCUCGACGGUCGCCAAGCCAGUAAGCAUCGAUCUCGAUCUCAAGAUCGAGAUGGUACGAGUCGUACAACGAACGAUAUCAAGAAAAUUGCCGCGGCAGGCGCACUGGCUUGGGCGGGAAAGGAGAUAUAUGACCGAUUUGACCGCUCGCGAUCCCGGGCACGAGACCGAGGCUAUGACAGUCGAUAUAGCGAUGAUGGGCGCCGCGGGUCCAAGAAGCGCAGUAAGAGUGUCUCAGAUUACAUCCACCGAGGAAUGGCUGCUCUAGGUCUCGAAGAGAGCAAUGACCGAAGGAGAAAUCGAAGCAAAGACAGAGAUGGUCGAUCAGAUCGCCGGGAGCGAGACUACCAUCGCCAACGCGACUACAGUGAUGUAGACAGAGACAGAGGUCGGAGUUUCCGCUAUGACGAGUAUUCAGAUUCAGACGGGGAUAGCGACUAUCGCAGAGAUUACCUGAGACGUGACCGAGGCUCCACGGAUCUAACUCGAACACGUUCCCUGAAUAGCAGCAAACCUCCCACCGGCGCUCCACGUUACAUCGGGUACGCAGAAACUGCCUCGCACGAGGAUGACUGCUCUUGUUCGAAUAGUGACACCGAUUUAGGCGACAGCUCUGACGAGAAAAAGAAGCAGAAAAAAUUGAAGCGUGAUAUGCUAUUAGCCUCUGGUUUAGCCACUGUGGCGAGCAUCCACGCCGCGCACGGAGUCUACGAAUCAGUGAACAAGCGCAAGCAACGCAUGCAACAACUGAAGAAUGGAGAGAUCACUCCUGAACAGGCACGCAAGGGGCGCAUCAAGGCUAAUACGCUUGAUGCGGCCAGUAUUGGCAUCGCCGCGCUGGGCAUCAAAGGUGCCUAUGGGGAGUGGAAAGAAGUUAAUGAGAAGCGCAAAGAGACGAAUAAUUUCCGGCAUGAGUGUGUUCGCCGUGCGGUCAAGCGCGAACUUAAGCGCGAACGAAGCACCCGUGGCAGCUCGCUUCCAUCUCAUCGCUCGUCGAAUGAAACUCAAAAUACGUUGGAGAACGGAUAUUCUGGCAGCCAUAAUGUUCUGUCCUAUCAUGAUGGAAAUCCGUACGGAGCCACAACGGAGACACCAGCUAUAACCUAUUAG
Molecule: messenger RNA, 1272 nt
Organism: Penicillium macrosclerotiorum
Lineage: Eukaryota; Fungi; Ascomycota; Eurotiomycetes; Eurotiales; Aspergillaceae
Exons: 1
Coding region: 1-1272 (423 amino acids)
Source: RefSeq, a predicted model, not a curated record